AUGUGGCUCUCAAAUCCGCAAAGCCGGAUCCUAUGUCGUGUUCGGGCUAUCGUUCUGCUCCUGGCCUGUCAGACAUGGACCGUCGCAUCUGCCGCCUGUGCCCCGAAGCCUCUCUCAACCAAGAUACGAAACGUAACACUUUCAAAUCGCCUACAGUCUCGUGGCAUCGCCUUGGCGGUUGGAACUCCCGAGCAGGAGUUUGCCUUCCUCCCUCAAUGGCCUCUCAAUAACACUUUGAUAUACGGCACGAAUGGAUUCUGCAUGCCACCGGCGCCGAAUACGCAAAAUGGCUGCACCGUCUGGCGCGGAGGCCAAUACGACCAACUCGCUUCGGACACCCGCAAGCGCCCAACCAUCGGCGCCUACCCCGACGACAACGCGCCGUAUCCAAGCAUGAACUUCAUCUCCGACACGCUGAAGCUCACCACCAACGUUAGUCUCGACGACUUUCCCAUGGGCAUCGCCCGAAGUGACUGGGGCCAGGAGGGCUACCACCCCAUGAUGGCCGUCGGGCUGGGGUCGAACUCCACCUUACUUAACACCCUCAAGGCCGCGGGCAAGAUCGCCUCGCGUUCGUGGAGCAUGUUCUACGGCCUAACAGGAGCCGAUGCCAACGCGCAGUUGGACGGGAGCUUCAUCCUCGGGGGCUACGAUCGGGCCAAAGUUAAAGGUGGGGGCUAUACUGAGCGACUCUCCACGAACCCCAAUUGCCGGUCGCAGAUCCUCGUCACAAUCACGGAUAUCUCACUCAACUUCCCCAACGGUACGGACGCUAGCCUGUUCCCGAAGGGGCUCUCCAGCUCCAUCCCCGCUUGCUUGGUGCCCGAUUACCCUGCUCUCAUGAAGAUGCCGCGCAAGCCGUGUUUCGACAACUUUGAGCGGCUCACCAAUGUCACGCUGUCGAAGAGAAGUUGGGGUGUGGCCUACUCUAGCAUGUUGUACUGCAAGGGUGACGAGCCGUAUAGGGGGGACUUGACUUUUACGCUACAGUCAGGUCUCUCGAUCCGUAUUCCGAAUGACCAGCUUGUCGUCCCGGAACUCACCAUUGACUGCGAUACGGGCGCGCUGCACCGGAAUAGCUCGGCACAGAACCUCGUCAUACUACCUCCGCAGGACGACAACGAAAACGACAUCAGCCAGCUUGGGAGGCAGUUCCUCUCUUCGGCCUACGUCAUGGCCAACCUCGACGCGGGAGAAUUCACGAUUUGGGAAUCGAAUCCAACUUCCAACGAGGACCUCGUGGCCAUAGAUACCAACGGCACUGAGGUCUCGGACUUUUGCGCCGCGACAACGCCAGACCCUGCUUCUGGCGAAACUAGUCCCGACUCUGCUUCUAGCGAAGGGAGUGUCGAGCAGAAGGACGGGAGUAAGUCUAUGACGCCAGUAAUUAUAGCGGGCAUUGCCGUCAGCGGUUUCGUAUUCCUGGCUGGCGUGGGAGCCGCCCUCUUUUGUCUCUUGCGUCACUGGAAGCGACGGAGACGGAGAGAGCGUGCCGCUGCGGUGGACUCAUCACCAUCACCGCCGCCGGAAUAUUCCAAGAAGCCGGACAAUACUCGGCAUGAAAAGCAGGAGCGUGAGAUGGCGCCGAGUAAGGUGAAUUCGAGGGUGAUGGGUCCGAGUCGGGGGAAGCCGAGUAAUGCUGGGACGUGUGAAUUGGGCGUUGAGAAAUGGGAGACUACGAAGUAUUACAUAAGAUCGUGA
This is a messenger RNA of Scedosporium apiospermum, 1701 nucleotides long. Its product is annotated as putative Aspartic-type endopeptidase. The coding region runs from base 1 to 1701 and encodes 566 amino acids. The transcript is spliced from 2 exons. The record is from RefSeq and is a predicted model, not a curated record. NCBI's taxonomy places the organism in Eukaryota, Fungi, Ascomycota, Sordariomycetes, Microascales, Microascaceae.